Molecule: messenger RNA, 838 nt
Organism: Punica granatum (pomegranate)
Lineage: Eukaryota; Viridiplantae; Streptophyta; Magnoliopsida; Myrtales; Lythraceae
Source: RefSeq, a predicted model, not a curated record
UAUUCCCUUGCUUGGAGGAAAAGCCACGGAUUGGAAUUAUCGAGCGGCAAAGUCAAAGUCAACCCGAACCCGGGAAUAAGCGUUCGUCGUCUCUGUUUUACUUGGCAUUGAGCAGGGAAGAAAGGUAUCGUGUCGUAAAGCUCAGAGCUUGGUAUCGGCGAAGAUGGCCGGAGUAGAGAUGCUGCCGAGGGAGUACGGCUACGUGGCGCUGGUGCUCAUCCUCUACUGCUUCCUCAACUUCUGGAUGUCCUUUCAAGUUGGCAAGGCUCGCAAGAAGUACAAGGUUUUCUAUCCCACCCUCUAUGCCACCGAAUCUGAGAACAAGGAUGCGAAGCUCUUCAACUGCGUUCAGAGAGGACACCAGAACUCGCUGGAGAUGAUGCCCACAUUCUUCAUGCUCAUGAUCCUCGGAGGCAUCAGGCAUCCCUGCAUCUGCACUGGGCUCGGCUGCCUUUAUAUCGUGUCCCGCUUCUUCUACUUCAAGGGCUACUCGACUGGUGAUCCGGAAAACCGCCUUAAGAUUGGGAAGUAUGGAUUCUUGGCAUUGCUCGGACUUAUGGGCUGUACCAUCUCCUUUGGAAUCAGCCUUCUUUGUGGAUGAGCAUCGGAGCCCGGAGAGGAAGCAUUCGGUUUUCACUAGUCCGGCCUUUUGGUAAUCUUGUUUCCAUCUUGGAUAAUGUUUUUCGUCGCCCUUUUCCUUGGGAGUUUGCUUAUGGUUUGGGGGUGAACUGAGAGUUAACAUACUCUAGUUUGUAGAAGGCUUUGAUCAAAUAAGUGAAAUCAGCACUUUUGUAACAUUUCUGUUGUUUCUCUUCCUUUAUUGCUGUGCUUCUCUUCC